Messenger RNA from Ceratotherium simum simum (southern white rhinoceros), 1763 nucleotides. RefSeq names its product tyrosine hydroxylase (gene TH). The record is from RefSeq and is a predicted model, not a curated record. Lineage: Eukaryota; Metazoa; Chordata; Mammalia; Perissodactyla; Rhinocerotidae. Gene Ontology annotation, molecular function: iron ion binding; tyrosine 3-monooxygenase activity. Gene Ontology annotation, biological process: heart development; response to ethanol; response to hypoxia. Gene Ontology annotation, cellular component: cytoplasm; perikaryon; axon.
CCCCGGACCUCGCCGGCACCAUGCCCACUCCCAACGCUGCCACGCCGCAGGCCAAGGGCUUCCGCAGGGCCGUCUCCGAGCUGGAUGCCAAGCAGGCCGAGGCCAUCAUGACCCCGCGCUUCAUCGGGCGCCGGCAGAGCCUCAUCGAGGAUGCACGCAAGGAGCGGGAGAAGGCGGAGGCCGCGGCGGCCGCGGCGGAGCCCGGGGAGCUGGAGGCGGUGGCGUUCGAGGAGAGGGACGGCAAGGCCGUACUGAACCUGCUCUUCACCCUGCGGGGCACCAAGCCCUCCUCGCUGUCCCGUGCCGUGAAGGCUUUUGAGACAUUUGAAGCCCAAAUCCACCACCUGGAGACCCGGCCUGCCCAGAGGCCACGGGCAGGGGGGCCCCACCUGGAGUACUUUGUGCGCUGUGAGGUGCCCACCGCCGACCUGCCCGCCCUGCUCAGCUCCGUGCGCCGGGUGGCGGAGGAUGUGCGUGGCGCAGGGGAGAACAAGGUCCUCUGGUUCCCAAGGAAAGUUUCCGAGCUGGACAAGUGUCACCACCUGGUCACCAAGUUUGAUCCUGACCUGGACUUGGAUCAUCCGGGCUUCUCAGACCAGGUGUACCGCCAGCGCAGGAAGUUGAUUGCCGACAUAGCCUUCCAGUACAAGCACGGUGACCCGAUUCCCCGCGUGGAGUACACGGUCGAGGAGAUCGCCACCUGGAAGGAGAUCUAUACCACCCUCAAGGGCCUCUACGCCACCCACGCCUGCCGCGAGCACCUGGAGGCUUUCGAGCUGCUGGAGCGCUUCAGCGGCUACCGGGAGGACAACAUCCCCCAGCUGGAGGACGUGUCCCGCUUCCUGAAGGAGCGCUCUGGCUUCCAGCUGCGGCCCGUGGCCGGCCUGCUGUCCGCCCGGGACUUCCUGGCCAGCCUGGCCUUCCGCGUGUUCCAGUGCACCCAGUACAUCCGCCACGCCUCCUCGCCCAUGCACUCCCCCGAGCCGGACUGCUGCCACGAGCUGCUGGGGCACGUUCCCAUGCUGGCCGACCGGACCUUCGCCCAGUUCUCCCAGGACAUCGGCCUUGCGUCCCUGGGGGCAUCGGAUGAGGAAAUUGAGAAGCUGUCCACGCUGUACUGGUUCACGGUGGAGUUUGGGCUGUGCAAGCAGAACGGAGAGGUGAAGGCCUACGGUGCGGGGCUGCUGUCCUCCUACGGGGAGCUCCUGCACUCCCUGUCCGAGGAGCCUGAGAUCCGGGCCUUCGACCCCGAGGCUGCAGCUGUGCAGCCCUACCAGGACCAGACUUACCAGCCUGUCUACUUCGUGUCGGAGAGUUUCAGCGACGCCAAGGAGAAGCUUAGGAGCUACGCCUCCCGUAUCCAACGCCCCUUCUCCGUGAAGUUUGACCCGUACACGCUGGCCAUUGACGUGCUGGACAGUCCCCAUGCGGUCCGGCGCUCCCUGGAGGGCAUCCAGGAUGAGUUGCAUGCCCUCACCCAUGCGCUCAACGCCAUCGGCUAGUGCAGCAGGCGCCACCCUGCGGGCCGGCCCUGGGGUCUCCCAGCCCUUCCCCGGCUCCCCCAGCCCCUGCGCAUGUGAGGGGCUGGGUCACAGGGCACCCCAGAGACCGUCAGAGGCCCUCCCUGUCGGAGGGCACCCCGCCGACCCCACCCUGCCGCUUCUCAGCUCCGCCUGCAGCUGUCCUCGUCCGGCUGUGCCGCCCGCCGCCCGCCUGUGACGCUGUGCUGCCCGUGCCUGUCUCAAUAAAAGAAAGUCCCUCUG